AUGUCCUCGACUGACAACAUCACGAAUCUUCUACACAAUGUCUCCCUUAAUGACCCUAUCCGCAACCAUCCCGAGCCUGCCUCUCCACCCAAAUCCUUCCUCCACUCCAUGAACGAAAAGCUAGCCCAGAGACCACGGAAGCAGAGACCUCGGACCAAGGGCAGUCACGUCCAAUGGAAAAGUCGUACGGUAGCAGUUAUAGAUCCGUCGUUGUACUACGUUGUAGAUGAUCAGAGAGACUUUCUAGGGGUGUACUCGACGACAGCUACGGCCACGAAUGCGGCGAGACUAGCUGGGGCCUUUGAAGGCAGACUUGCUAGUUGGGUAGAGGAUGGCCUGAUGGGUGGAGUAGGGGUGCGUAUCUUGCCGCAAAAGCUGAGUGAUGAUCGGAGCUCGGUACAGAACGCAAGGAAAGAGGAGCUCGAGAACAACAUCGAAAAGAGGGAAACGGAAAAUGAACUGCCCGUAGAAACUCCGAACGAUCUCGAGUUCAGCCAGCACAACACAAAGCCUCUCGAUCUCUCACAAGAUGACGAAUCGAGUCAGCAAGAUCAGACCACCACGCCCGGAAAUCCACCAGUAAAUGCAGAUACUACAGCAAAAGAAACCAUACCACCCAAUGUUGCACUUAACACGACAACGAAGUCCUCCAUCAAAAGCGUAUAUGUAGCACUGGAUCACUCACUUUGUCUUGGUCUCUUCACUGAGAAGUCCAUGGCUUGGGAAGCCUGCAUGAAGCACAAGACGCAAAUGACGUACUCCGUAGAUUUGCGGCAUGCAAGGCAGUGGGUUGAUAAAGAUGGUAUGCCGUAUCUGGAAGGUAUGAUUGGUGGGAGUGGGAGGCAUUGUUGGCAUGUGAGGCCAUGCGUUGUAGAUGAGAUGCCCAAAAGAAGACAGAGAGGGUCGUAA
This is a messenger RNA of Didymosphaeria variabile, 909 nucleotides long. RefSeq lists its product as uncharacterized. The transcript has a single exon. The coding region runs from base 1 to 909 and encodes 302 amino acids. Lineage: Eukaryota; Fungi; Ascomycota; Dothideomycetes; Pleosporales; Didymosphaeriaceae. The record is from RefSeq and is a predicted model, not a curated record.